UACACGGCGCGCGCCCCCCGCGCUCCGGCUCGGUCGCCGCUGCAGGGAAGCGGCGCGGGGACCAGGCCCGAGGAGCGCGCUGCGCCCGAAUCCCCCUGUCCUGCUCCUCGCUCGCGCCCCGGGGCUGCGCUCCCUGCGCCCGGCCUCCAGAGCCACAGCUGCGGGCGAUGCGAGCGCCCGCUCCCGCGCCCCCGCCCGGAGAGCUAUGACUCACUGAUUACAAAGGACUUUUCCAAGUAUUUUGCACUUUGGGUUGUAUAUUAUGGAUACCAAGGAAGAGAAGAAGGAACGGAAACAAAGUUAUUUUGCUCGUGGUUCUGGAGGAGCUCAUCAUGCCUGGCCUCCCCAGUGUGAGUUCAACCAUUAUCCUCAGAGGAGCUCGGAACCUUGUUGGUUGAAAAAGAAAAAACAAGCCAAACAAAAUGCAGAGACAGCUUCAAGCGUAGCUGCAAGAUCUCAUCCUGGGAAAGACGAUGUUAAUUCUGUCAUUUUGGAACAAGACAAGUGCAGCAUUGGUGGGGAAGAGGAAUAUGUUACUGAUGAGAAGAAAAAGAGGAAAAAUAACCAGUUAAAGGAAAUCAAGCGUACAGAGCUGAAGAGAUACUACAGUGUCGAUGACAAUCAAAACAAAACACAUGACAAAAAGGAGAAGAAGAUGGUGGUCCAGAAGCCCCAUGGAACCAUAGCAUACACCGCUGGAAACCAGGACACCCUGAACUCCAUAGCACUGAAGUUUAACGUCACUCCCAAUAAAUUAGUGGAGCUGAAUAAACUGUUCACACACACUAUCGUUCCAGGCCAGGUCCUGUUCGUGCCGGAUGCCAACUCACUGGCCAGUUCCUUGAGACUGUCCCCCAGCUCCGGUGCUACAGUCUCUCCUUCGUCAUCAGAUGCAGAGUACGACAAGCUGCCUGAUGCUGACCUAGCAAGAAAGGCAUUAAAACCCAUCGAAAGAGUCUUAUCAUCUACUUCAGAGGAGGAUGAGCCAGGCGUGGUGAAAUUUCUAAAAAUGAAUUGUCGCUACUUCACCGAUGGAAAGGGUGUAGUCGGAGGCGUCAUGAUCGUCACACCCAACAACAUCAUGUUCGACCCUCACAAAUCAGACCCCCUGGUGAUCGAGAACGGCUGUGAGGAGUACGGCCUCAUCUGCCCCAUGGAGGAGGUCGUGUCCAUCGCACUGUACAAUGACAUCUCCCACAUGAAGAUCAAAGAUGCCCUGCCCUCUGACCUACCUCAGGAUCUUUGUCCUCUGUACAGGCCUGGAGAGUGGGAAGACCUGGCUUCCGAGAAGGACAUCAACCCGUUCAGUAAGUUCAAGUCCAUCAGCAAGGAGAGACGGCAACAGAGUGGGGAGAGGACCGGGGCUUCGGAGCCCGUGUCCUCAGGCUCCCUGGAGAAAUCCUCAGAGGACACACGGACAGAGCCCCAGGGCAGCCCCAUGGCAGGGAAAUUCAGGAAGCUGAAACCCAUCAGGGCGCGCGCUCGGGGCUUGCCUGCAGUGACCAAGCUCAGGCAGGAGCUAUCAGAGAUGCAUCCUACGCUUGAGUCUACAGCCAAAGAAAACUGCCUUGUGGGCGAAGAUGAGGACUUCGAGGACUUGGAAGAGCUUUCUUCUCAGUCUGAGAGUAGGACGGACAAGAGAGAUGCCUUGAAGGAGUGCCUUUCAGCUGACCCCGGGGACCGGAAGAAGACCAGGUGGAAAGUAGACGCUCCUGCUGUGGAAAGCCAGGUGCAGCCAGCGCCCAGUGUCCUAGCCACAGAGAGUGACGCCGAACUGAAGGGGACCCUGGAUUCGGAAACCUGUGAGAAGCAGGACACAGUACCAGAGGUGGACAAGCAGUCUGGCUUCCCAGAAAGCCAGGUGGAAAACUCACUGGACAUCCAUGAAGAUCUGGAUAAAGUGAAACUCAUUGAGUAUUACCUGCCUAAGAACAUAGAAGGGCCACAGCCAUCUGAAAAUUCGCAGACGGCAGAACUGAGUGAUGGCAAAAGCACUGAAACGGUGGGAAUAGACAUCACCCUUAGCAGCACCCUUCUCCAGGCUGGCGAUCCACCCACGGAGAGCCCCAAGAAGCCAGACGAGCCCCCGGAGAAGGAGAGAGGGUCUCUCGCAAUGAACGUGGACACUAAUAUAGGAGAAAAUAAGAUUAAAGAGUAUCUGGACUCCGCUUCAGAGCCAGCCCUGGACAGCAGCUGCCCUGGUGCCCAAAUGGACAAUAAAUCUGAAAUUCAGCUGUGGCUGUUAAAGAGGAUUCAGGUGCCCAUCGAAGAUAUCCUUCCUUCCAAGGAAGAAAAGAGCAAGACUCCUCCUAUGUUUCUGUGCAUCAAAGUGGGCAAGCCAAUGAGGAAGUCCUUCGCCACCCACACGGCCGCCAUCGUGCAGCAGUACGGCCGGCGCAGGAAGCAGCCCGAGUACUGGUUUGCAGUGCCUCGGGAGAGGGUGGAUCACUUGUAUACAUUCUUUGUCCAGUGGUCCCCAGAUGUCUACGGGAAAGAUGCCAAAGAGCAAGGCUUCGUGGUGGUAGAGAAGGAAGAGCUGAACAUGAUCGACAACUUCUUCAGUGAGCCGACGACGAAGAGCUGGGAGAUCAUCACCGUCGAGGAGGCCAAGCGCAGGAAGAGCGCGUGCAGCGAGGACGAGGACGAGGAGGACGACGGGCUGCCUGUGCUGCAGCCCCACAGUGCACUCCUGGAGAACAUGCAUGUGGAGCAGCUGGCCCGGCGCCUCCCGGCGCGGGUGCAAGGGUACCCGUGGAGACUGGCCUAUAGCACGCUAGAGCACGGCACCAGCCUGAAGACGCUCUACCGGAAGUCGGCGUCCCUGGACAGCCCCGUGCUGCUGGUCAUCAAAGACAUGGACAACCAGAUUUUUGGAGCCUAUGCAACUCAUCCCUUCAAGUUCAGUGACCACUAUUACGGCACAGGAGAAACCUUUCUCUACACUUUCAGCCCUAAUUUCAAGGUCUUUAAGUGGAGUGGAGAAAACUCGUACUUUAUCAACGGAGACAUAAGUUCUUUAGAACUUGGUGGUGGAGGGGGGCGAUUUGGUUUAUGGCUGGACGCUGACCUAUACCAUGGACGAAGCAACUCCUGCAGCACUUUCCAUAAUGAUAUUCUUUCCAAAAAGGAAGACUUCAUAGUUCAGGACCUCGAAGUAUGGACAUUUGAGUGAACUUCAGACUGCCUUAAACUGUCAUCCAAGAAAGCCGGGCCAGCGCGUCACCCUCAGCUGCCCCCAGAAGACAGAGAAGGUGCAGCCCUGCUGCCUCAUCCGACCACCAUGCUUCCUUUCCGCUGUCAGCUCUGAGCAUGCUCACCUCGCAGGAAGACGCCGCAGGGCAUGUGUGGAGGGCAGGCGCCGGGGACCGACCUCGAUGUCCAGAUCGCUGCAAAGACUUCGUCCUUCCGCUUCUCGCAGACCCACAUGAGGAAUCAGAGUGUUUAUAGAUGUAUGAAUUGAAUGCAAUUUUUAUUUUUGGUAACUGUGAAAAAAAUAGAUACUGUGGAAAUAUAGACAUGCCUUGUGUAUUUAUCAGCAUAAUUUUCAUUACCAAAAUGUACAGCUAUCGUUUCCAUGGUUAGUCUGGUUUAGAGAACCUGAAAGGAAAUAAAACUUCAAAGGAAUGUAUGAUUUUUUUAAUGUUUUAUUUAUAUCUAGUAUUUUGUCUGAAAUGUGUUAGCAGGUUUUUUCUUUUUAAUAUGUCAAAUUUUGAAAUGUACACAUUUUGUGCUACGUUUGGGAAACAAGUUUGUUUGUUUUGUAUAGUUUUAUAUUGAUUAUUUUUUGCCCUGAUUGUUUAGGGUGAUAGAUCGUUAUAUUUCUGAAUUUUUAAAAGCUCAUGACCAAGGUUCAUUGUUGUAUAGGCCAGCAUUUUGUUUUAGUCAUUAAAAGGGUACAUUUUAAGUUGCUUAUGCUGAACAAAUUUCUGUAAAGCAGAAAAUACCAUUAUGAGCUUAGACUUAGAACAAACCCUGCUGCUGAAAAGAAAAUGUUUUGCUUCUUCUAAAAUCAUGUGCUGGUAACAAAAAUUUUAUUUUCAUUGUGCUUUUUUGCACAGCCCACUCCCAGCUGUUUACAUUAUUGAGCAGGCCUCUGUUUAAAAGGGACCAAGUGUUUUAAUUUCUACAUUUCUAAAGUCAAAAUGUACAAUUGGACCAGUUUGUCUUGCUCUCUAAACUCUUGUUUGAGAAAACUUAAUAUAAAGAAAGGCGUUCAUAUCAAAAUUAGGAUGUUAAAACAGCUAUUUUUAAAAGAGCAACCCUUUACACCAUUUAAAAAAUCUUAACCGAUAUUAUUGUCAGACUUUAUGAAAACCAAAGAUUGUUAAUGGGAAAAAAUUGAGUAAUAGCCAAAGCUGAGAAAUGAUCCAUCACAAGUGAUUUCCCCAGUGACCUUUGCAAGGAAAAAUUAAUAACAGGCAGUAUUUACAUGUCUUCAUUAAAAAAAUUAGAAAGUUCUCAGAAUAUUUACUUGAUUCUUUUUUACCAGAGGACAGAUUGCUCCCUGAGCUCCUGUUGGCCGGCAGUCACCAUGCGACACUCACAUCCCCUGCGAGUUCAAGCUGGGGAGCUAAGCUGGUUUCCAAUCUGUGUAAUGGUGGCCUCUAACUGAGUGCUCCUGUUGGGAUCUUCUGAAGCCCAGCCCUCAGGCAGUUCAACCCAAUCUGCUCCUUACACAGUGAGUUAGUGUGGGGGGUCAGGACUGUCUCAGGAUGACCAUGUUGACCAUUUCUGCCACUCGCAGCCAUGUGCUAUUACUAAAGCAACAGUCAUUUUCAUAGAGUUCACUCCCCUAGGUUAGUCCAUGGCACUGUUCUCCUGUCCCAUCUUUAGCUGCUGUGUCCUCUGUGUAAAGCAGUAUUGUCCAAACGGAAAUGUGCAACCCUUCAUUUAUGGAUACUGACUAUGUAACGCAGUGCUAUCCCAGUAUUUUCAAUAAAGGAACUUACGCAUUCAGA
Molecule: messenger RNA, 4958 nt
Organism: Cavia porcellus (domestic guinea pig)
Lineage: Eukaryota; Metazoa; Chordata; Mammalia; Rodentia; Caviidae
Gene: Ncoa7
Product: nuclear receptor coactivator 7
Exons: 17
Coding region: 263-3172 (969 amino acids)
Biological process (GO): regulation of transcription by RNA polymerase II; response to oxidative stress
Cellular component (GO): nucleus
Source: RefSeq, a predicted model, not a curated record